AUGUUGCGCGACUCGUGUUUCCGAAACACUGGGGACGCCCGGAGGCCCCAUGCCGCCUUCGACCGGGAAGGGGGCGGUCGAGAGACGAGGGCCCGUGGGGACACUGGGCCUCCGGCAGCGCCGGAGGUGCCGCAGGCCGAAGGCUUGCAGGCCACAAGCGAACAGCCUGUGCAGGAAGGCCAGGCCCGACCCGAGAGGCAGGUGGGCGGCCCCAGCGAGAUAUCGGUGCCGCUGGUGCAUGACAUAAUGGCGGUGGAGGCGCUGUGGGGCCUGGUGGAGGAGGAGGUUGAGGUGCCGGCCGCGGAAGAGGACACGCGCAGCAGGAGUCAAAGAUUAGAAGGAGGACGAGCAGCAGAAGCCCAAGCAGAAGGAGGAAGAGCGGAAGGAGGAGGAGUUGGCGGAAAUGAAAGGGGAGGAGCAGGAGCACCAGGGUGUACAAGCGGGCGCGGCCGUGGCGGUGGAGGCAUCGGCGGCGGCAGUGGCAGGGGAAGGGGACCAGGAGGAGGAGCAGGAGGAGGAAGGGAAGGCGUGGGAGCCAUCCAAGGGAGAGCAGAAUUGCAAACGGAGGAGGAAGAGGAGCAGGAGAAGGGAGCGCUGGAGGAGCAGCAGCAGGGCGAGGAGGAGGUGGAGGGAAAGGAGGACAAGGAGGAGCGGGAGGAGGAGGAGGAACAGAAGCCGAGUGAGCAGGAAGGCCGAUGGGUGGAAGAAGCCCAGGAGCUGCAGGUGAAGCAGCAGAAGAAGGAGCGGGUAGAGUCAGGCCUCCGUCCUUGCCCUUCCCCACUGGAGGCUCUGGAGGCCCUUCAGAUAGAGCUACAGCCGGUGAAUAAACAAGCCAGCCGGGAGCACGCUCCACUCCAACUCAGGAUGUGGCAGAGGCGGCAGCGUCAUCUGGAACAGAGAAGUGCCCUUAUCCAGGGCAUCCGUGGUUUCUGGGCCAAGGCUUUUGUGAACCACCCUCAGAUGUCAGCCCUGAUUAGUAAGCCCGAUGAAAGCAUGCUUCGCCACAUGACCAAUUUGAAGGUGGAGGAACACAAAUUUCCCAGGGAAUGCCGGAAGAUCCUGCUGUUUUUUGUCAAGAACUCCUACUUCCAGAAUGAAGUCGUUACGAAGGAGUAUGUCCUAGGCCUUGCUGGGUAUAGGGCGUCUCAUUCCAGUCCCAUCCAGUGGCACCCAAGGUACAGACAGGAGGCCUACAGACGCAGGCAUGACAACAGCAGCCUCAACUUCUUCAACUGGUUCUCUGACCACAGCUUUGCCGGCUCUAGCAGGAUUGCUGAGAUAAUCAUAGAGGAUCUUUGGCCCAAUCCCCUGCCGUAUUUCAAGAUGAAGGAGGCCCCAGGAGAGAGAACUGAGAGGGAAAGAGGGAUAUGCACGAUCUAGAGAAGAGUAUGA
This is a messenger RNA of Neofelis nebulosa (Clouded leopard), 1392 nucleotides long. RefSeq names its product testis-specific Y-encoded protein 3-like. The transcript has 7 exons. The record is from RefSeq and is a predicted model, not a curated record. Gene Ontology annotation, molecular function: histone binding; chromatin binding. Gene Ontology annotation, biological process: nucleosome assembly. Gene Ontology annotation, cellular component: nucleus; chromatin. Lineage: Eukaryota; Metazoa; Chordata; Mammalia; Carnivora; Felidae.